AUGUCGCGACGACCGGCAAAAGGAGACUACAUCGAGACCGACACGGGCAACAAGGUCGCCCGCAAGGCGACGCUCGUCGGUACACAGAACAUCAUGCUCGGCGGCAAAACCGUCAUCCAGCCCGAGGUCAUGAUCCGAGGCGACCUCGCCCGCUCGGCGCAGCCCUCCGCCAGCGGGGCCCCCGCGAACAGCACCGCCGUCGCCAUCGGCCGAUACUGCUUUCUUUCGAGGGGCGCCGUGCUGCGCCCCCCGGGACGAAUGUACAAAGGAGCCUUCACCUACAUGCCUCUCCGCAUGGGCGACCACGUCUUCGUCGGCCAAAACGUCGUCAUUCAAGCAGCCUCGAUCGGCUCUCAUAUCCAUAUCGGCCGCGACUGCGUGAUUGGCGAAUUCGCCAUCGUCAAGGACUACGUGCGCAUCCUCGAGGGCACCGUUGUGCCACCAAACAUGGUCAUUCCGAGCUUCAGCGUCGUUGCGGGACAGCCCGCGCGCGUGGUCGGCGAGGUGCCCGAGGGCGGCCACGAGGAGUUUGAGCUGCGUGAGCUGUACAAGACGGUCGGAAACAACCCGCAGCCCCUGCCUGUGUAG
Molecule: messenger RNA, 588 nt
Organism: Colletotrichum spaethianum
Lineage: Eukaryota; Fungi; Ascomycota; Sordariomycetes; Glomerellales; Glomerellaceae
Product: dynactin subunit 5
Exons: 3
Coding region: 1-588 (195 amino acids)
Source: RefSeq, a predicted model, not a curated record